GUUGCGGGCUGCGAAGAUCCUGCUCUUCGUCGACACGGCCAUACGCGUCUACGGCCGCCGCAUAUCUACCCUCAUCGCUGCGAUGGGACUCAAGUCGUUCCUUCGCUCGCUAUUUGCCCACUGCAGCCUGCCGUUCAUGGCUACCCCCACCGAAGAACUGCCCAUGCAGCUCAGCCAGCUACUCCAGCCAAAUGUGAGCCAGCCGCUAGAUCCGACUCAGAAGAGGCUCUUUGAUAUGACCAGCCUUGAGAACUGCUAUCUCAAUGGCAAUCCAAAACUCUACGACUGUGUUAUAACCAAUGUUUGGCUCUACAAGGCAACAUCUCUGUCGAACCACGAGUUCAUCGUGCUCAACGUCACGUACCAUGGCAGGGACAUUGGCUUCCUGCGGGCGGAACGCACCGUCGACCGUCCGGAGUCGAACGGGUCUUCCUGGACGCCGAACGCGUCUUCCUGGAGCAUCUCCACCGUCUCCAGCGUCUCCAGCACCUCCAGCGGCACCGCACCCGCAUCUCCGAGCCUCGGUGUUCCUGCUCACGACAUCGUCACCCUAUGCGCUACAGAGAACAGGCAACUGUUGACGAAGGACGGGGAACAGAUUGCGCAUAGUGCCUUGGAUCCUCCCCCCAGCUUUGCUGCCAUUGUUGCUGCCUGCUUGGUAGUGAGCCGGCGCAAGCCAUUCUACGAAUUGCUUAGCGGCCAGUGCUACUGGUUCGCAGGCGUCGUGAUCCGUCUUAUCUGUGAUGACGGCGCGAGGCUGGAGCGAAUACUCGAUACCAAACACAAGGAAGGCGAAUGGCAGAACUUCCUCCGCGUCAUGUCAGGUGCGAGGAUGAACGCAGGAGCUGAGAAGCUCAGGUCCAAGUACACAGCGACCCUGCUGCAGCUCCGUAACCAAGCAAAUACCAGAGUGCAGGAAGCAGGGAGGCAAGUGGAACUGCGCGAGGAGGCAGAGAGGCAGGCGGCAGAGGAAAGGAGGCGGAGGGAGGUGGUGGAGAGGAAGGCGGCAGAGGAAAGGAGGCGGAGGGAGGAGGCGGAGAGGAAGGCGGAAGACCUCCAACGAAUGUUGAAUGAGCUGCGCGCGUCCCAGGGACUGACAGCCGCAGACACCGCACCCGAGGCCACGCCGACUGACGGCCACGGCCAAUCGUCAAGCAUGUACGCUUGACCCACCCCGAAUGGCCUCUACUUUGCUGUUCGUUCUAUCCGCUAUUGCUCCCAUCUUUGCCCUUGUUCGUCGUUCGUCUGCAGCCCCAAUCUGAUCCUUCUCCUCAAUACUAAACACAUCUCGCUCUAUGUUGUGUACUACCAUUACGACUCGGACUCGGUUCUGCGUCGCUCUGUUGUGCUGUACUCCAUUGCUCGUCAUCCUUGCUUUCGUGCUGUCGAAUGUAUUCACUGAUCUAUGAUUUUAUGCCGCUGUUCACAGUGACU
This is a messenger RNA of Rhodofomes roseus, 1434 nucleotides long. RefSeq lists its product as uncharacterized. NCBI's taxonomy places the organism in Eukaryota, Fungi, Basidiomycota, Agaricomycetes, Polyporales, Fomitopsidaceae. Bases 83 to 1168 code for a protein of 361 amino acids. The transcript is spliced from 2 exons. The record is from RefSeq and is a predicted model, not a curated record.